Aricia agestis (brown argus) is the source of this 1041-nucleotide messenger RNA. Its product is annotated as geranylgeranyl pyrophosphate synthase-like. The transcript is spliced from 9 exons. The record is from RefSeq and is a predicted model, not a curated record. Bases 15 to 1028 code for a protein of 337 amino acids. Gene Ontology annotation, molecular function: prenyltransferase activity. Lineage: Eukaryota; Metazoa; Arthropoda; Insecta; Lepidoptera; Lycaenidae. Gene Ontology annotation, biological process: isoprenoid biosynthetic process.
CCAAUUUUUUUACGAUGAAUGUUGCAAAAUUAUUAAUGGCACAGCCAAUUCGAAUGACGUGUAGCUUUGGCAGACUCAUGCGCACGGAGAGUAAAAGUGUUCAUAAUGUUCUACAGAAGAAUGAAAAUACAAUGUCAAAUAAAAACUUAGUGCCCAUCAACUACAUAAAGGAAUCGAACAGUAACAAACAUUUUCUAUGGUUACCGGACGUUUUCAACUAUUGGCUGAAAGUACCUCAAGAUACACUUCAAGUAAUCCGGGAAGCUUUGGACUACGUGUUGCACGGAGUUGUGUUACUAGAUGACGUACAAGAUGGAACCCAGUUUCGCCGGAAUCUGCCGUCCGCUCACAGAAUCUACGGCACCCCGUGGGCAGCCAAUGCCUCAACUUUCUGCUUCAUGGCCGCCCUUAAAAAGAUUGCAGACCUAGGUAACCCUGAGGCUGUUGAUAAUUUUUGCCAAGAAAUGAUGUCAGCUCUAGAUGGGAUUGCUUUAGAUCUCUACUGGAGAGACGCUUUUAUUUGUCCAACAGAAAACGAAUAUAUGGAAAUGGUUAAAUUGAAGAACUCAUUCUUUACGCUAAAUUUGAGGAUAAUACAGUCGUUCAGCAAGGACCGAAGAACUUACAGCGAUUUGAUGAACACCUACGGCGUGUACUACCAGAUACGAGACGAGUAUGCCAACCUCGUUAAUGUGAAGGGACUGGAUACGAAAUCACAUGAGCAGGAAUUUAAGAAUUUGCACGAAGUAAUGUUUUGCGAGGACAUCACUGAAGGCCGGUUUACCUUUCCGAUGAUUCACGGACUCAACUCCAGCGAGGGACCGACUAUUAGGAGUAUUCUAGUACAGCGCACAAGUGACAUCAGAAUCAAGCAGCACUGUCUCUCCCUGCUGGAGAAGGUCGGCAGUUUGGACUACACCAGACGGACUCUACACGACCUCGACGCUGACUUGAGAGAACAGAUUCACCAGUUGGGCGGUAAUCCGGUAUUUUUGGCGUACUUGGAUGAGCUCAGCAAUUGGAAAUGAUAGUUAUACUUAC